Solea solea (common sole) is the source of this 4739-nucleotide messenger RNA. RefSeq names its product F-box and leucine-rich repeat protein 20 (gene fbxl20). The transcript is spliced from 15 exons. Gene Ontology annotation, biological process: SCF-dependent proteasomal ubiquitin-dependent protein catabolic process. Lineage: Eukaryota; Metazoa; Chordata; Actinopteri; Pleuronectiformes; Soleidae. Bases 333 to 1643 code for a protein of 436 amino acids. Gene Ontology annotation, molecular function: protein binding. The record is from RefSeq and is a predicted model, not a curated record. Gene Ontology annotation, cellular component: SCF ubiquitin ligase complex.
ACAGCCAGGUGCUUUUAUCCCUGUCGGGCUUUUUGUGUGGAUGGAUGGAAAGCUGUACAGGGGGCGGAGGAGGUGAGGACAAACCGAGCAGAGGAGAACAGGCUCAUUGGUUGGCUGGUGUCUGUAGCUCAUAGCCCCAUAUUUUAUCAGGAACUGUCUGGAGCUCUUGUCGUUGGGGUGGAAAACGCAGCGGCACAGCAGCCCCGCGAGCUACCGGGAGAACGGUAGCAUGAUAGUCGUGGAGGGGAGUCGGCAGGAAAAGGGUCCGUAUCCGCACUUUACUGCGCGUACAUCGAGUUCAUUGAGUCGGUGAGCGCCAGCGAGCGUCCGACAUGGGGAAGGAGGUAAAUGGUGUCUCCCGGAGCCGGUUUGAGAUGUUCACAAACAGUGACGAGGCAGUAAUCAAUAAGAAGCUGCCCAAGGAGCUGUUGCUACGAAUCUUCUCCUUUCUGGAUGUGGUGACACUCUGUCGCUGUGCCCAGGUCUCACGGUCGUGGAAUGUUUUGGCUUUGGACGGCAGCAACUGGCAACGGAUUGACCUCUUUGACUUUCAGAGGGACAUUGAGGGCCGGGUGGUGGAGAACAUCUCCAAGAGAUGUGGCGGGUUUCUUCGGAAGCUGAGCCUGCGAGGAUGUCUGGGUGUGGGUGACAGUGCCCUGAGGACAUUUUCACAGAACUGCAGGAAUAUUGAGUUGCUCAGUCUGAAUGGCUGCACCAAGAUCACUGACAGCACGUGUAAUAGUCUGAGUAAGUUCUGUCCAAAGCUGAAGCACCUGGAUCUUGCCUCCUGUACCUCAAUCACCAACCUGUCACUCAAGGCUCUCAGUGAGGGCUGUCCCCUGCUUGAGCAGCUCAACAUCUCUUGGUGUGAUCAGAUCACCAAGGAUGGCAUCCAGGCCCUUGUGCGCUCCUGUCCUGGACUCAAGGGCCUUUUUCUAAAAGGUUGCACACAGCUAGAAGAUGAGGCUUUGAAACAUAUUGGGGCCCAUUGUCCAGAGCUUGUCACACUCAACUUGCAGACAUGUUCACAGAUCACAGACGAGGGCCUGAUCACAAUUUGCAGAGGUUGUCACCGCCUGCAGUCUCUGUGUGUGUCCGGUUGUGCCAACAUCACAGAUGCCAUCCUUCACGCACUGGGACAGAACUGCCCCCGCCUCAGAAUAUUAGAAGUAGCCCGCUGCUCUCAGCUAACAGAUGUGGGUUUCACUACAUUAGCAAGGAAUUGUCAUGAACUUGAGAAAAUGGAUUUGGAAGAAUGUGUGCAGAUCACAGAUGGGACGCUCAUCCAGCUGUCGAUCCACUGCCCUCGUUUGCAAGUCCUAAGUCUAUCACACUGUGAGCUGAUCACCGACGAUGGUAUCAGACAUCUCGGCAGCGGCCCCUGUGCUCAUGAUCGGCUGGAGGUGAUCGAGCUGGACAACUGCCCCCUGAUCACAGACGCGUCACUGGAGCACCUGAAGACCUGCCACAGUCUGGAUCGCAUUGAGCUCUAUGACUGCCAGCAGAUCACCCGCGCUGGCAUCAAGAGACUAAGGACCCAUCUUCCGAACAUCAAAGUGCAUGCAUACUUUGCUCCCGUCACUCCGCCUCCCUCCGUCGGGGGCAGCCGUCAGAGGUUUUGCCGCUGCUGUGUCCUGCUAUGAUGUAAAGACAACAACCCCUGUCCUCGUUCCCCCUACAAGCUCCCCACAGCCCGUCACUUGACCCUUGAACCUACUGUCCUCCCAACUGCCGACCCCAAGUCAUAGACUACAUGCUGGUGUGUCCCCCUUUUGGAGCUGCAGAGAGAGGGAGAGAGCCAAACAACGCCACAGGGUCUUGGGUAAUUUUUCCCAAAACAUUCCUGACUCUCCCAAACACACGCACGCACGCACGCACACACAAAACAACAGCCUUUUACACAAGCCGAUAUACAAACACCUUUACACACAGAUUAACUCUUAGACGAAUGUUGGAACAUUCCUGGGCUGUGUUCAGUGGACAAACCAGUAUUACCAUGAUUAUGUAAAAAUCUAAUAUGCUCACCAUCACCAUCAAGUCAACUUAAACAGAAUUGUUACAUGACAAGAUCUUUAAAUGGAAAAAAAAAAGAUUGUCCAGUGUUGACAAGCAGCCAGACUCUUCACUUCUUUAGCACUUUGAGAGAAUUCACAAAAGAAAAAAGAAAAAGGCUGAAAGAGCCCAUUUAACCUCUCACGCACACUUCCCCCCGUGUGUUGAAGGUCACUUAACUGCUACCUCUGGUUGGGAACUGCACUCGAGUAAGAUCUGUGUAAGACUGUUAAUUUCAAGAAGUCGCAGCCCCCCCCUCCCACCACCACCACCAAUAAAGCAGCUGAAAGCCUGUCUUGUGAUUUAAAAAAGAAAAAGAAAAAAAAAAGAAUAUUUGCAGCUAUUUGCACUUACAGUAAAGCAAUGAUGAGACACUUUAAAAAAAAAAAAAAAGAAAGAAAGAUGUUAAUCUCUCGACAACACACAUGUACAAGUCUUCAUUUGAAUGCAUCCACUGAGCUUGCUACACCUGCACCCUCACCUCUCUCUGUGUUACAAUCAGACGCUUCAAUGUACCGAGGGGGAAAAAAAUAAGACAAACUGGGGACUCAUAAGUGGGGAUUCGAGAAGAUGCCAAAUGUUGCAUGUAACACCUCUAGUUUUUUUUAAAUCAAAUUGUACAUAUACGAGGACUGAGUCCUAGAGUCGAAGCCAGCUACCCAACAGACAGCAAUGACAUGAGAUUGGACAGGGAUUGCUGUCGACGGAUCUUUCUGAGGAAACUAUGGAAAAGCUUGUACGUGUGAGAAUGUGCUGGAGCUUUGCAGAGCAGAACGUUCUCAAUCUGGAGUUUGACGAAAGAACCGACGCUGGUUGAUGAAAGCUCUUUUGACGAAAUAGAAGAGAGAGAGGAAAAAAAAGACAUCACUACAGGAAUCCAUGCUGUCGGACCAGGACAAUGGAAAGAAAAAGCCAACUGAAAACAAUCAGAAUUAUGUCUAUUUUCAUCAAGUUUGAUUUCAUUUAGUUAGCUCUUGUUUUUUUUUUCACAUCUGCGACGGUUUACCGACGACGAGGACGUAGUGAACCACGCGCAGCGUUGAGAUGACAUGCCCUGGCAUCGGUGUGGCAGCAGCAGCAGCAACUCCUCAACUCCCAUGAGGCCUUGCAGGCUACAGAGUGACAAGCAUGUGACGUCCUGCCACCUUUGACCUCCCCACUGUCUGUCUGGAAAUGGUAGUGUUGCCGUUGGAGGUGACGGCGAGAUCAGAUCGGACAAGUCACUGCAAGAGGAAGUCGACUGAAUCCUGAGCGCACAAUUCUGUCCCGCUGACACCAGAGGGCUAUAAUGGACUUCAGCCCUCACCCUAUGAAGUAUUGAAGCCUUUUUCUUAUGGAAUAUUUUCCUCCUGCACUUGCACCUGCUUUAUUCUGUCUCUGUUCUUCCCAUUUCUUUGUUAGCGUCUUUUACUGCGUUUUUUUUCCCCUUCUGACGACCUCUGGAUCUUUUCUUCUUCUUUCUUUGCAUUUCUGUUUUUGGUGUGGUUUGGAUUGCGCCUGCUUUUGUGUUUGAAGUCAUGAGUUCAGUGUCUCCGAGUUGAGUUUUGAACCCUCUACCAGUUCCCGGUUUGUGUUUUUAUCAAGAGUUUAUUGUUACUAAAUGUCCGAGCGGGAGGGGAGGGGGCGUGGGCGGGGGUGGGUGAGUGUUGGCACCAGUGCAAUUGUAAUAAAUGUUAAAUGUGAGUUGGAUAUUUUUAUGUAGAUUGAGGAGGAGGUGAUGACAUGUAUGUAUGUGUGAUGUAGGUUACACUUUCUUGAAUGCUUCCUCGAGAUGGCUGAUCAGGCAGUGUGUGUGCCACUUUCACAGAAACACUUCUUUUUUAUUUCUCUCUCCCAUAAGUGUGCGUUCCUCUUCUUUUUAAUUCUCAAGGCUUGCUUUGCCAAAGCCACCCUUAAAUAAUGCACCAAGCCCAAAAUACUAAAAGCAAGGUAGACCAGUGUGGAAUGUGGAUCACCCUGAAAUGUCCCUGUUCUGGUUUUAAGACGACAGAAAAAAAAAAAAAACAAGACUUACAGAUUCUCUUAAGUCUGCGAUUUAACGGCCUGGACAAUACAAACGGAGAUGAAUCCAGUGUAAUCUGGAUUACACUGGAAGCCUGAUCUGCUUUGUUUGAAUGGGGGUUUACGGUUUGGAUUGACAGCAAAGCAUUAAAAUGGUGAAGGUAUCUCGCGUACUCCAUCUUUGUGCUUUGGUGUUAAGACACUUAACCUGGGAAAGAAGCCGUUGGAGCUCACAACAUACGGUUUGAAUGGAUUACAGGUCGUAACGCUCAAACUGCUUCUGAGGCUUUUAUUUGUUAAAAUAAGGAGGAGGGGGAGGAGGGACGGGGGGGGAGGUCGUCGGCCUCUUUGUGGUACAAAACACUAUAGGCUCUACAAAGCAAGACGCCAGAUUUAUUCUCCCUCACAUUAUCAAACACCUCUGUGUCUUUCAGUCACACGUUCACCAGUUUACACGCGGGUCGAGCUCCUCUGCUGUGGAUCGAGAGGGCAAUGAAUGAAUCUACAAGUGUGUGUGUUUGUGGUAAAUAUGACGGCAGAAAAAGAAAUUUGACAAUGACUGUAGUUCAUAAUUACUGUAAAUCUUUUUCCUUUUUUUUUCUUUUCUCCUUUCUCUCUUUUUUUUUACAAUUAACCGAUUAUAAAUGAAUAUGUACGUAUGAAUAAAUAUAUACCUAUAUUAUUAA